This is a messenger RNA of Prorocentrum cordatum, 1654 nucleotides long. The record is from the annotation of a GenBank genome assembly. NCBI's taxonomy places the organism in Eukaryota, Dinophyceae, Prorocentrales, Prorocentraceae.
UCCUCCUCCUCCCCGUCCUCCUCCUCCUCCUCCUCCUCCUCCUCCUCCUCGUCUUCCACGGGCUCCACGAGCCGCGGGGCGUUCCGCCCGCGCGCCCAGCGCGCCGUGCGCUCCGCGCGCGCGGCUGCCGUCAUGGCGCUGCCGCAGGACAUCGAGGAUCCAAAGUUCGAGGUGGUCAAGAUAGGCCCUAGCUACUACAGGAAGCUGGUGAUACCAGAGAACCUGAAGUUCAAUUGCGGGCCCAGCAGAUACGAGGACGAGGACGAGGACGAGGAGGUCAGAGAGAUGGACGACCAGAUGGAAUACCAGGGCGACGAAUGGGUUCUCAGAUUACCCAUUGCAGCAGUCUAUCACAGAUUCAUCGUCGGCGCUCGCGCCCGGAACAAGCAGAAACUCGAGAUGGAGUCCGGCGCCCGGAUAGUCGUCCCUCACAGAGAUGAGAUGGAGGACGCCAUUUAUUUGCGGGCAAGGCUGAAGCAGCAGAUUUACAGUUGCAAGGCUCAGAUCGAGCUCCUGUGCGAAAAGGAGGAGGCCAAACUGGAAUUCACCCACUUCCUUUCCGUGCCCCUUGCGCACGACGUCAAGUUCCGGCAGCAGGUUGACCAGUUCCGUGAGGAUGUUGUUUUGCAGCGGUUCCCAGGCAUCGAGGCCUCCAUCUUCAUGCCUGCCAGGCGAAUGCAUUUCACGCUGUGCAUGCUGAAGCUGCAUUCCCACGCGCAGGUGGACGAGAUGAAGGAGCUGAAGAACGAGAAGACCAAGACGAGACAUGACCAGAAACUUUCGGAGGCCCGCGCGGAUUUCUUUGGGCGGACGCUGGGCCGCCCCUGGCAGCGCCUCCGGCGUCGGCCCUGGCGCUCGCCGCACGAAGUCCGCGCGGACCUCCGAAAGUUUGUGCCUGUGCCACCUUUUGAUCCUCCAAGGCGGCUCUCCAGGCGUUGUCCCUGCGCCUGGCGGGCACCGCGGAGUUCGCGAAGCCGCUCAGCGCCAGCCUGCGCGGCCUCACAUCAUGACCGACGAUCCUACGAACGUCGGCGUCGUUUUCACGACUGACAGGGCGCACGCGCUGCAGAACCGCAUGAACAGCGUGUGCCAGCUCAUCUACGACGAGCUGAAGGAUCGGAACCUGGUCUCGCAGCAGAGCCUCAUGUCUCAGCGGGUGCUCUCCUCGGAUGGCAUACACGCCGAGGUUAAGCUUCACGCGACGCUGAUGAACACGAAGUACAGCAGGUCCAACUGGCGCGAGGACGGAUCCAGGGGCGACCGCGAGUCGUUCGACUCCAGCGUGCUCAUGGAGCGGUUCGGCCAGGUAGAUUUUGGGGACGUGGCGCUGAGGGAAAUACAGUUGUCUUGCUUGGAAGAGAUGGGCGAUGACGGCUACUACAGGUCGCUCUGCAGCGUCCCCCUGUUCGCGGGGCAGUAGCAUCCCCCCCCGCGGCCGCCGCUGUGCGCGCGGCCAGGGCACGCGCGCAGCUGGCCCGGGCGUCGGGGGUAAUCCUCGCUCCUCCUCCUCGCUCCUCCUCUUCCUCCUGCCCCUCAUCCACCUGAAUCGGCCGUCUCACUUUUUCCUUGCCUCUCUUCUGACGACUGGGCUCGCACGCGGUCCUCCGCGCGGCGCGUCCGAUAGUGUGGCGGGUCGCCCACCCGCGACGAAGGA